This is a messenger RNA of Vigna umbellata (rice bean), 1971 nucleotides long. Its product is annotated as protein NUCLEAR FUSION DEFECTIVE 4-like. The record is from RefSeq and is a predicted model, not a curated record. Gene Ontology annotation, cellular component: membrane. Lineage: Eukaryota; Viridiplantae; Streptophyta; Magnoliopsida; Fabales; Fabaceae.
AACUAAGAAAUCCUCUACAGUUCCCGUCCAAUUGAAGCUACAGUGGUUGCACCCUCUUCAUCGUCAAGGUGGACUGAGAAAACCUGCCCAGACUGGGAACACUGCUAUAAAUACAUCACACGCGUCUUCGGUUUCUCCAUAUCCAAAAACUCAACACCGUUAAUUCUGGUUAAUUAGAUGGGCACCGCAACCGCCUUUUCGCCUCCCACCGUUUCAACCACCAGUAAAUGGCUGGGCUUCGUGGCCGCCGUCUGGAUUCAGUGCAUCUCCGGCAACAACUACACCUUCUCCAAUUACUCCGAUGCGCUCAAAUCCCUCAUGCAUCUCACGCAGGUGCAACUCAACAACCUCUCCGUUGCUAAAGACAUCGGAAAAGCCUUUGGGCUUCUGGCGGGACUCGCCUCCGACCGCUUCCCGACUUGGGCCAUUCUCCUGAUAGGCUCCGUUGAAGGCCUGAUUGGAUACGGAGUUCAAUGGCUCGUUGUGAGCCAGAAAAUCCAGCCCCUUCCCUAUUGGCAGAUGUGCGUGUUUCUGUGCAUGGGAGGGAACAGCACGACGUGGAUGAACACUGCCGUUUUGGUAACGUGCAUACGCAACUUCCGUACAAACAGAGGACCCGUUUCGGGGAUUUUGAAAGGCUUUGUAGGGUUGAGCACUGCGAUAUUCACCACGCUCUGUUCUGCGCUUUUCGCCGACGACCCUGCCUACUUCCUCGUCAUGCUCUCUCUCGUUCCCCUCGUUGUUUGUCUCACCGGUAUCUUUUUCCUCCGAGAGCUUCCUCCCGCCGUCGACGCCGCCGGAAACGCCGAGGAGGUCAAGUAUUUCGGCGUCUUCAACGUCGUUGCCGUCCUCGUCGCGCUCUUCCUCUUGGUCUACGGCUUCGUCCCCAGCCCCGGCGUCCUGGUGUCGCGAGUUUUCGUCGCCGUUCUGCUGGUUAUGCUGGCUUCGCCGUUGGGGAUUCCGGUGUACACGUACUUCAAGGGACGGCUCGGAGAGGGGAAUGACGUGGAGGGGCAGAGAGCGAAUGAACCGUUGCUUGGUGGUGGGGAAAAGGAAAACGAAAGCGUGGCGGCGGUUGAAGAGGAGGCUUUGGUGGAGAAGAGAGCGCCGAUGGUGGGUGAAGAGCACACGAUAAUGGAGGUGCUGAAGAGCGUGGAUUUUUGGAUCUUGUUCGUGUCGUUUCUCUGCGGGGUUGGAACUGGUUUGGCUGUGAUGAACAAUAUGGGUCAAAUCGGGUUGGCUCUCGGGUACCCUGAUGUCUCACUUUUUGUCUCUUUGACCAGUAUUUUCGGAUUCUUUGGGCGGAUCAUCUCGGGUACCGUUUCCGAGUUCACAAUCAAGAGAGCAGCAACACCAAGACCUCUCUGGAAUGCAGCAUCUCAGCUUCUAAUGGCUGUUGGUUACAUACUGAUGGCCAUGGCUAUGCCAGGUUCUCUAUACAUAGGGUCUAUUUUGGUUGGCAUAUGUUAUGGAGUUAGGCUUGCAAUCACAGUUCCAACAGCCUCGGAGUUAUUUGGACUGAAAUACUAUGGUCUGAUCUACAACAUUCUGAUUCUCAACCUUCCUCUGGGCUCUUUCCUUUUCUCUGGUUUGCUUGCUGGCAUACUGUAUGAUAUGGAAGCAACGACAACCGAGGGAGGAGGCAACACCUGUGUCGGAGGUCACUGUUACAGGCUAGUCUUUAUUGUCAUGACCGGAGCAUGUAUCGUUGGCUUCUUCUUAGACAUUCUCUUGUCAUUCAGAACCAAAACUGUUUACACAAAGAUUUCCAUGAGCAAGAAACCCAAGAAAUCCUUAUCAGCAUCAAGCAGCCGUUGAUUCGUUAUGAAUCACAUUCCUGGGAUUGAUGAACUCUAUGCUCAAAUGAUAUCUCAAUAUGCUCAAUUACUUAACUCAUUUUUUAGAAAAAGGAGGCUGAUUGUUUUUUAUUCCAUUUUUGCCUCCGUGGUGUGCUGUUAUUUCCUUUACAAU